Messenger RNA from Pimephales promelas (fathead minnow), 6045 nucleotides. It is a transcript of the gene phf8, whose product is annotated as PHD finger protein 8. The record is from RefSeq and is a predicted model, not a curated record. NCBI's taxonomy places the organism in Eukaryota, Metazoa, Chordata, Actinopteri, Cypriniformes, Leuciscidae.
UUCCCUCUCCCGCAGACAGUGGUCGCUGCACGGGCGGAUUGGGAUGGAUUUAUAGCAAGGGAAAUCGCUGCGUUAUGAAUUUCAUAAAAUCUUUGCUUCUCGGUUGUGGACUGUAUUCUUUCGAGAUUUUGCCAGAUUUGUUUAUUUACUCUCCUCUGUUGAAUACGUAAGAACGUAAGAACUGUACGGGUUUUGAAAGCAUCUUGUUGUUUGCAAAGCAGGCCGCGCAGUCCUCGGAUUUUCCAAACAAUUCGUCCGGCAUGGUGCGCUCGGCCCUCGGGACACUUGCGGCAUUUCACACCCGGUGCCGAACCAUGAUGUGCACCUAGCGCCUAGUUCGACAGCAGUGGUCGUAGUAGUGAAGCUUUCUAAUUUACGAUUGACUGAGAGCUGUUGUCACUGCCAGCAUACUUCAUAUACAACACUCUACUGUAAAUAUAACAGUAUUUACAACACUGCAAGCUGAUUUGUGAACCGCUCUGAAGUGAAGUUAACUCUCCACAGAGGCAACUAAGUGAACUGUGGUGCCAAAACAGAAGCAAUACCAUAUUAUUUAAAACUUUUAUAUUGACCAUUGGCCAGUGACUUUAGAAUGGCAUCUGUUCCUGUUUACUGCUUGUGUCGUCUCCCGUAUGAUGUCACCCGAUUCAUGAUUGAGUGUGAUGUUUGUCAGGACUGGUUUCAUGGCAGUUGUGUUGGAGUGGAAGAGGACAAAGCAGCAGAAAUUGAUCUGUAUCACUGUCCUAACUGCCAGGUGUCACAUGGACCCUCUGUCAUGCGUAAACGACGGGGGGCUCCUAAGCAUGCUGAUACUAGUGUGGGGAGAGAAUCAGGACGACCUGUGAAGACGGGCAGUGCUCAGUUUGUCAGGGAGCUACGCAGCCGCACUUUUCCCAGUGCUGAUGAAGUCCUGCUGAAGCCAACCGGGGCCCAGCUCACCGUUGAGUUUCUAGAGGAGCGCUCUUUCAGCGUCCCGGUCCUGGUCCUCAGGAAAGAUGGCCUGGGCAUGAAUCUGCCCCCGUCGUCCUUCUCUGUAUCGGAUGUAGAGCAUUAUAUUGGAGCUGAAAAGGAAAUUGACGUGAUUGAUGUCGUUCGCCAAGCAGACCUGAAGAUGAAACUGGGAGAGUUUGUGGAGUACUAUAACAGCCCAAACAGAGACCGAGUGCUGAAUGUGAUCAGCUUAGAGUUCUCAGACACCAGGUUGUCAAAUCUGGUGGAGACACCAAAGAUCGUGAGGAAGCUGUCAUGGGUGGAGAAUCUCUGGCCUGAGGAGUCGGUCUUUGAGAGGCCUAAUGUGCAGAAAUACUGCCUGAUGGGAGUGAAGGACAGUUACACGGACUUUCACAUUGACUUUGGAGGAACCUCUGUGUGGUACCACGUACUCCGGGGUGAGAAGAUCUUUUACCUCAUUCGUCCCACUGCUGCUAACCUGUCCCUGUUUGAGUGCUGGAGUUCAUCCACCAAUCAGAAUGAGCUGUUCUUUGGGGACCAAGUAGACAUGUGCUACAAAUGUUCAGUUAAGCAAGGAAACACCCUCUUCAUCCCAACAGGGUGGAUUCAUGCUGUCCUGACCCCUGUGGACUGUUUGGCAUUUGGGGGAAAUUUUCUACACAGCCUCAACAUUGACAUGCAGCUUCGAGCAUAUGAGAUAGAAAAGCGUCUAAGCACGGCAGACUUAUUCAGGUUUCCAAACUUUGAAACGGUGUGCUGGUAUGUUGGCAAGCAUCUGCUCGACACCUUCAGAGGUCUGAGAGAGAAUCGACGGCAUCCUGCCACUUAUUUGGUCCACGGAGCCAAAGCUCUCAAUAAUGCUUUCCGUAGCUGGACACGGAAGGAAUCCCUGGCUGAGCAUGAACUCGAGAUACCAGAGACCAUAAAGAUCCAGCAGUUAGUGAAGGACUUGGCCAAGGAGAUACGGCUGGUUGAGGAUAUCUUCCAGCAGAACAUCGGCAGGAGUGGAGCACCCUUUGGUGGCUCUCAGGGUCUUCCCUCUCCUCACCCCAAAGCUCCAUUGAACACAUCCUUUAAUUUUGGCCAACACCCAGGUAAAAAGAAAGGUCCCAAGCUGAAGGAUGGAUUUGGAGGAGUGGGCAUAGGCCCUCCAGGAGCUAAGAAAAAGAGCCAAAAAGGCAAAGAGAUAAAAACAGAAGCCGGGGAGCUGGACCUACUCGAGAUUCAUACUAAACACACGCUCAAGAAGUUCCAGCCAGGGUGCAAAGUCAAAAAGAGCAAGCUUGAGCUGCCCGAUGACUGUCUAGAUGACUUUGAAGAGAAGAUCAACAAGAGCAAGCUCAAGCUCGUGCUGACUAAUGGAAAGAUACAUGGGAAAAAAGGUCGUGCUGGCAGUGCGAACGGAGCCGGGAGUUCACUUCAACAGUUCCAGCCCCACAUGGCUACUUUGUCUGACUUUGAUUCUGAAGAUGAGCUUCAGAUUGAUGAAACCCCUCCACCUCGCCGUAGACCAUCUCUACCAAGCAAGAAGAAAUUAGCUGGUCUACCAAGGAAACUACCUCGGGCCAAACCAUGCAGCGACCCCCACAGAAUCCGUGAGCCAGGAGAAGUGGACUUUGAUAUUGAGGAGGAUUACACCACAGAUGAGGAGAUGCUCACAGUGCAAGGUGUGAAAGGUGGAGCAGGUGGGAUUUUAGACUUGCUCAAGGCAAGCAAACAGGUGGCGGGUCUCGAUUCUGCACUGAGCGAGGAAGCACCAGCCUCCCCCAGCACCCGUGAUGCUAUCCAGGGCAUGCUCUCAAUGGCCAACCCUCCCUCUUCCUCAUCUUCUUCCUCCUCCUCCUCUCCUCUCUCUAUCUCCGGAGGAGGUGAGAUGAUGGGGCUUUUGAAGGAGAAAGGUGGGAGAGUUGGGUGGAUAAGUGGAGUAAAGAAGAACGAGAAGAAGUCCACCAUUCAGAGGCCAGGGAAACGGCCCAUCAAGCGUCCAGCACGGCACCUCAGUGACGAAGAAAGCUUGGAUGAACAGGAGACCCUGGGUACCUGUUUUAAAGACUCUGAUUAUGUGUAUCCGUCACUAGAAUCUGACGAGGAGGACCACUUAAGCAAGUCCAAAAUGAAAAGAAAGAGAAACUGGGAUGAUACACCCUGGAGUCCUAAAGCCCGUGUGACCCCUACACUGCCCAAGCAGGAGCGACCGGUAAGAGAGGGUGCCAGGGUGGCAUCUGUUGAAACUGGGCUGGCAGCUGCUGCUGCCAAACUGGCACAACAGGAACAGCAGAAAACCAUAACCAAGAGAAGAUACACCAAGAAGAAGGUCCCUCAAGAGAAAGUACAUUCUGCAGCUGCCCAACUCCAGCGUCAGCCGGACUCUCCACCCGUGUCUCCUCCUCUCCCCUCUGAGCCUCCUGUGGACUGCAUAGUUGAAGAGAGGAGAGUGGAGGUGUACUCUGCCAGCCUGCUGGACCACGAGUACACCGCGGGACCAGGUCCGUUCAGCCCUGGGGGUCCAAGAGGAAGUGGUGCCAUGGCCCCUGGUGUGUUCCUGACUUCAAGACGCCACUCUCUUUCUCCCCAAAACAGCAGCAGCUACUCCCCCUCUGCCCCCUCACCCGUAGGUCUGGCAACUCCAACAUCAACAGGAGCGUGUCAAGGGAAACGUCCAAAGAAAGGACUUGCCACAGCUAAACAGAGACUGGGAAAGAUUCUGAAAAUACAUCGAAACGGCAAGCUUCUCCUUUAGAUUGAUAUGGAGAAGAGACUGCAGGGAACAAUAGAGGUGGAGAACACAAAUGAGGAUGAGAGGACCUGAAUGAUAAUGGAGUUAAAUUAUGUGACUGUUUUAUGGUUCUGCUUGACUGGUUUUAUUUGCUACAUCUGGGCGAAAAGUGAAAAACAGUAACUUGCUGUGAGAAAACUCAAGUGAAAUCCAUUGAGCAUGUUUUUUUUAGGAUAGAAACUCUAUUUGAAAAGCAAAUAGAGCUAAACAGACAUAUACAUUUAACAAUGGAUACCAGUGAGCGAUGUCUGUAUUGCUAAAUUGCUAUUUUUUUCAAGUGCUCCACCUCUAGAAUGCAUACAUGUACACUCCACCUAAACCCUCUUUGAUUUAUAGUUAAGUUUUAGUUUUAACAUUGUAUAUUUCUAGAAAAAAAAGCUAAAUUCUGAGGAGCACUUGAUGUUAGAUCAAAUUGCCUAAGGCCAUUGGAAAAAAACAAUUAGAACAAAGACUGGUGUAUUUGGAAAUUUGACAUCCCCCCCCAAAAAAAAAUUGUCCCAUGGAGGAGAGAUCUAAUUCUUCAGUUAUCAGCUCACCCAUUCUCAGUGCUAUUUGUCCCAGUCUAAUCUCCUCCUAAAGCCAUGCAUAUUGUUUGUUUACAUGCUUCAUUUAGUGUGUGUUCAUAUCAAAUUGUUUUAUACCAUAGAAGGCAAUUUGAUACACCAUCGUAAUUUCUGUAGAUGAAGUCCUGUAGUAACGUCUCUUUGCUUGUUAAAUAAUGUUUUUACCGUAGUUUACUAACUCAUUUUUAUCAACAAAUGUAUUUUAGAUGUGUAUAUAUAUAUUUUAUAUAAGUUUGUCUUGUUUUGUUUGUUUGUUUUCCACUCAGCAUGGGCAGUAUAAUGUCCUGCCACCAUUUGGCCAUGGUUGUCUUGUUGGACUUUCCAUCUAUAGUACAGCUCCGAGUUUAAAUUGGGUUGAGUUCAGUGGUACACAUUUUAGUAAUUGUAAAGAACAUGGAAAGUGAUUUUAGAGCAGUUUUGAGAUCUGAUGGCUGAUUUUUGUAGGUUCAGUGUAUAUAUUUGAUGUUUUAUUUGAUUUUUUUUUUCUCGAAAGAAAGAAAUUGCAUUGGAAUCUUUCUUGACACACCUUGUACAAAAUAUUCACGUUUGAUUAAGUAACAGCAUAAGAGUUGUUUAGUCAGUUUUAUUUGUAUAGAAUAAUUAUGCUGUUAUUUUUCAUUGAUGCUUAUGAUAUUAGCAAUGUGAUAAAGUUAAUGUAUUCUACUGCUAUGUCAAUGUUAUUGUUUAUUUUAUUUUCCCCCCACUUAUCAAUAAUAUUGUGUUGUCAAUAUACUUUAGUUUUGCGUUAUAUAUAUAUAUAUAUAUAUAUAUAUAAUUUGUUUUUAUUUGCAAAAUAUAACAUUUUCUUGUAAUUUUAAUGUAAUGGAAACAAUACUUUUUUUAGUCUUCUCCCUUCACAAUUAUGUCCAUAAUCAGCACCAAAAAUAUUGAUAAAUCAAUGGGCCAGUGUAAAUAUUAUUUUACUGUAUUUUGUUUUUCCUGAAAAUGUCACACAUCUUCACCCCGAACUGUCACUAUGCCAUCCGAAUGUGAUUAGAAACUUGUUUUAAAGUGGUUUGUAGAAAUUAGUAUUGAACUUGAAAUAACAGAAGACAGUUGUUAGAAUAUUCUUUUUAAAAAAAUUCGAAAUUGUUUUCAGAUAAUUCUGCAAUUUAAAAGGAAAUUUCUGGAAUAUUUUGAGUUUUUUGUACAUUUGUUUGGUUUGACUACUACUUCACAUCAUCUCUAAAUAUACGCUCAUAUUUUACUAAACAUUUGUGCCUUCAGUAAUGUCCCAAACAUAGUAACCUCUCUUACUGAAACUUCUACUGAGACACUAUUCAGGAUCUCUAGAAAUUGACAGUGAAAAACGGAAAUGAUGUGAAGAAAGCUGCGCAACAAAGAAAGUGUUCAAAAAUCUCAAAAUAUAAGAGGACUGGCUUUUAAAGAUGUUUUUUAAUUAAAACACAUUUAAUUAAGUUAUUAUCUUCUUUAUCGUCUUGAAUUAAUUGUGUGGAUUUUAGGAUUAAGUUAUCCUUUAACCUUUUUCUUGUAUGUUGAUGUUUAUUUUGAACAAUUAAUGUUGAUCAUACAGUUCCUCUCAGGGUUUAUUUUGUAUCUAAUAUCAUUUUGAUAGAGCAACAGUAGUGUUAGGAGUAAACAUUCAGGACCACUUAAAAACCAAGUCAAAUUUCAACCCAUUUAAUAUUUAUAAUUGGACGUUGUAUUUUGCUAUUGUCACCACCUUUGGUUUUUGAAACGGCUUGAGCAGUUCUUUCCAAAUGACCUCUAUUAAAAAGUAUUUUUUAAAAAUUG